UGUUCAUGAAUUGGGCUCCUAAUCAUGACGUGGAGGAGAUGCUUGAAAACUUCGAGGAGUUGCUUUACGAGUCGAUUUCGGUCAGGGUUAUGGUUCGGGUUUCAGCAGAGAUGGCUGUCGAGUGAAUCGCAGAGAAGAUUUGCAGUUCUUUGGGGAAAUGGUGAUUAUGGAAGGCUUGGAUUAGGCAGCUUGGAUUCUCAAUGGGAACCAGCCGUAUGCCCUGCUUUUGAGAAGGAGAGCCUUCGUGCGAUUGCUUGUGGCGGAGCUCACUCUCUUUUCUUAACAGAAACUGGGCGUGUUUAUGCUUCGGGUCUCAAUGAUUUUGGACAACUAGGUAUAUCAGAUGAGAGAGGUUACAUACUUGAGCCGGUUGAAGUUACAGGGCUGAACAAGGAUAUUAUACAAAUUUCUGCUGGUUAUUAUCAUUCUUCUGCUAUCACAGUGGAUGGGGAACUCUACAUGUGGGGGAAUAACUCAAGCGGGCAGCUUGGCCUUGGAAGAAGGACUGCAAAGAUAGUUCCUGAACCAACUAGGGUUGAAAGCUUAGCUGGAAUCAAUAUCAAAAUGAUAGCAUUGGGUUCAGAGCACUCGAUUGCUGUCACAGAGGAAGGUGAAGCCUUAAGCUGGGGAGAAGGAGGAUGUGGAAGACUUGGUCACUGUCAUCAAUCAAGCAUCUUAGGAUUUUUGAGCAGCAAAAGUGAAUAUACCCCAAGGCUUAUCAAGAUGCCUGAGGCGGUUAAGGUUAAAUAUGUUGCUGCCGGGCUGUUGCAUUCAGUCUGUAUUGACGAAAAUGGCUCUGUUUUUAUAUUUGAUGAACGGGCAAUCAAUAAACUGGACUUUGGAGAAGCAAAUAACACCAUUAUGAGCAAACUCCCAUUGUCUGAAAUGGUUGCAUGUGGUGGUUACCAUACAUGUGUUAUAACAAGUGAUGGGGAGCUAUACACAUGGGGCUCAAAUGAGAAUGGCUGCCUUGGAAUCGGUUCCAUGGAUGUUGUCCACAUGCCUGAAAGAGUUGAAGGUCCAUUCUUGAAAUCUCCUGUAUGCAAGGUAUCUUGUGGUUGGAAGCACACUGCUGCAAUAUCUGGUGGAGAUAUUUUCACAUGGGGCUGGGGAGGUUCACAUGGAACAUUUUCGGUGGAUGGACAGUCAUCAGGAGGACAACUGGGACAAGGAAAUGAUGUUGACUACUAUGAACCUAAGAUGGUGAAUUUCGACAGGGACGUGAGAGCAUUGCAAGUAUCUUGUGGGUUCAAUCACACAGGUGCCAUACUUGAAUAUACCUGAAGUUUGCCCAGAAAUAUAAGAACAGAUCGUUGGGCUGUCUCCUACUCUCAGAUGGUUUGCUCUUCUCCUUCAACCCACUCUCCUUAUUCAUUUAUUGAUGUCUGUAUGAGUUACCCUGUACAUUCAUCUACAACCAAAAGUAAUCAAUCAAAAAUAAAUAAA
This is a messenger RNA of Telopea speciosissima, 1446 nucleotides long. Its product is annotated as ultraviolet-B receptor UVR8. The record is from RefSeq and is a predicted model, not a curated record. Bases 25 to 1284 code for a protein of 419 amino acids. The transcript has 15 exons. Lineage: Eukaryota; Viridiplantae; Streptophyta; Magnoliopsida; Proteales; Proteaceae.